AUGACGGGGAUGUUGUACGACGUGAGUCGCGUUUUGUCGAACCACGUCUCGUUGGAUGGCGGCGGAGUGUUCCCCAACGGGAGCUCGGAGGCACCUGAGGAAGAAGCAUUAUCCUGCUCCAGCGUGGAGGAGUCGGAGAACGCAUCCUCCCUGAACACAAGCGUGUCUGUCAAGAACGCCGUGAUCAACGCGGACAGCACGACUGCAGAGCGCCCUGCGCCAUUCGGCGAGGCGCCAAAGACGAACGCCGCUAUGCAAGCUCCACCGUCUUGCGCUGAGUGUGGCCUUCCGUCAGGGCCGUUUUUGGCCUGCGGGGCUUGUGAGUUGCUCUACCACAGCAAGUGUUUGAUGAAAUGCUUCCUGCCGACUGGCGAGGGCACCUGGAAAUGCCCCCAGUGCCAGUGGAAGUUGAUUAACGCCGGCGAAAUGCCACUGGAUUCUUCACUUACCCAGUGCGACCUGUCGGACGACUCCCACACUGGCUACGAAGGCGCCCGUUCGCCCCCUGCCCACGAGGAGGUCUCCGAUGAGGCGAGCGGCGUCGAGAAGGAGCCGAAGGUCAAGGUUACGCGCCCUGGAGGAAGUCCCAGGCGUGAGCGUAGCCCGGAAAUCCUGGAGCGCAAGCGUAAGAAGCCUGUUACGGAGGGAUCCAACUUCCAGACGAAGAUCCAAGUCGGUUUCAGCCACCAAGUGCCGUUCACCCCUGCCUUCUUCUUGGACGAAUCACAAAGUCCGCGGCGUGAAAACCACGACUGGGCUCGUCUGAUGUACUCUCCGUACUACUUGGAGAAAAUUCGUGCGCGCAAAAUGCAGGAGGGCGCCGAUGCGAGCGUCAUUAAGAACGAGUUCGAGCUGGCUGAGUUCAUCCAGCUGUGUGCUCAGAACUGGAAGAGCAACCCUGGUUGGCACCCGUUUUCGCCAGAGUUCGCGUACAAAAUCUUGCAUUUCGCCGAUUACGAUCCCAAGAAAGCGCUGAGGGUGAUGAAUGACCCGAACUUUAACUUUGUGUGUGUCUGUGACCCGCCCACUAGGCGAUACGACAACAAGUGGAAGCCCAAGGACCGUCGCGGCCAGGUGCCCACGAGUCCCUACCCGCCUCCAAUAACCCUAAGGGGCUACCUGUUACGCAGGCAUGACCUGUCCCGGUAG
Molecule: messenger RNA, 1149 nt
Organism: Babesia ovata
Lineage: Eukaryota; Apicomplexa; Aconoidasida; Piroplasmida; Babesiidae
Exons: 6
Coding region: 1-1149 (382 amino acids)
Source: RefSeq, a predicted model, not a curated record